CCUUUCAGUCCUCACUCUGCAUUUGUUUAUAUCCUCCUCCUUGCUGAGAUUAAAGGAAUACCUGUGUAGUGCUGCUCUAUUAUGAUUUCUGCUAAGCCUCAGGAUAGGUUCUGGUAUUUUUUUUAGGUGGACUGCCAGCUGCCGAUCUCACUGUUGACAGUAAAAGCAGAUAUGUUCCUUCCUCACUGCCAUUAGCACUGACCAUGACCCUUCACACCAAAACCUCUGGAGUUACCCUGCUGCACCAGAUUCAAGGCACUGAACUGGAGACACUGAGCAGACCUCAGCUGAAGAUUCCCCUGGAAAGAUCACUCAGCGACAUGUACGUGGAGAGCAACAAGACAGGAGUUUUUAACUACCCAGAAGGGGCCACUUAUGAUUUCGGUACUACGGCUCCAGUGUACAACUCUACUACUCUCAGUUAUGCCCCUACUUCUGAAUCUUUUGGGUCCAGCAGUCUGGCAGGAUUUCACUCACUGAACAAUGUCCCACCAAGCCCAGUGGUGUUCUUGCAAACGGCACCCCAGCUCUCACCCUUCAUCCAUCAUCACAGCCAACAGGUACCCUAUUACCUUGAGAACGAACAGAGCAGCUUUGGGAUCAGGGAAGCUGCUCCUCCAGCCUUCUACAGGCCAAGCUCUGAUAACAGGCGCCACCGGGAGAGGUUGUCCAGUACUAAUGAGAAAGGGAACCUGUCCAUGGAGUCCACCAAGGAGACCCGGUACUGUGCUGUCUGCAAUGACUAUGCUUCAGGCUACCAUUAUGGCGUCUGGUCCUGUGAGGGUUGCAAAGCAUUUUUCAAAAGGAGUAUUCAAGGGCACAAUGACUACAUGUGUCCUGCUACGAACCAGUGCACCAUUGACAAGAACAGAAGAAAGAGUUGCCAGGCUUGCCGACUAAGAAAAUGCUAUGAAGUGGGAAUGAUGAAAGGUGGAAUCCGGAAAGACCGCAGAGGUGGGCGAAUGAUGAAACAAAAACGCCAAAGAGAGGAGCAGGAUUCCAGAAAUGUGGAGGCUUCUUCUACAGAGCUGCGAGCUCCCACCCUUUGGACAAGUCCACUGGUGGUUAAACAUAACAAGAAGAACAGUCCAGCCCUGUCCCUGACAGCAGAACAGAUGGUCAGUGCCUUGCUGGAAGCUGAGCCACCCAUAGUUUAUUCUGAAUAUGACCCAAAUAGACCAUUCAACGAAGCCUCUAUGAUGACCCUGUUGACCAACCUUGCAGACAGAGAAUUAGUGCACAUGAUCAACUGGGCAAAGAGAGUUCCAG
Antrostomus carolinensis (chuck-will's-widow) is the source of this 1269-nucleotide messenger RNA. RefSeq names its product estrogen receptor. Gene Ontology annotation, molecular function: zinc ion binding; sequence-specific DNA binding; steroid binding. The annotation marks the transcript as partial. Gene Ontology annotation, cellular component: nucleus. NCBI's taxonomy places the organism in Eukaryota, Metazoa, Chordata, Aves, Caprimulgiformes, Caprimulgidae. The record is from RefSeq and is a predicted model, not a curated record. The transcript has 4 exons. Gene Ontology annotation, biological process: steroid hormone receptor signaling pathway; regulation of DNA-templated transcription.